AUGUUCAGUUCCAGCGCGAAAAUCGUGAAGCCUAAUGGCGAGAAGCCGGACGAGUUCGAGUCGGGCAUCUCCCAGGCCCUCCUGGAGCUGGAGAUGAACUCGGACCUCAAGGCCCAGCUGCGGGAGCUGAACAUCACGGCCGCCAAGGAAAUUGAGGUUGGUGGCGGUCGGAAAGCUAUCAUAAUCUUCGUUCCUGUUCCUCAGCUGAAGUCUUUCCAGAAGAUCCAGGUCCGGCUCGUGCGGGAGCUGGAGAAGAAGUUCAGCGGGAAGCACGUUGUUUUUAUCGCGCAGAGGAGAAUUCUGCCUAAGCCAACUCGAAAAAGCCGUACAAAAAAUAAGCAAAAACGUCCCAGGAGCCGCACUCUGACAGCCGUGCACGACGCCAUCCUGGAGGACUUGGUUUUCCCAAGUGAGAUUGUGGGCAAGAGGAUCCGCGUGAAGCUGGACGGCAGCCGACUCAUAAAGGUUCAUUUGGAUAAAGCACAGCAGAACAAUGUGGAACACAAGGUUGAAACGUUUUCUGGUGUCUAUAAGAA
Parasteatoda tepidariorum (common house spider) is the source of this 536-nucleotide messenger RNA. Lineage: Eukaryota; Metazoa; Arthropoda; Arachnida; Araneae; Theridiidae. The record is from RefSeq and is a predicted model, not a curated record.